AUGGAUGGAACCGUAGCUUUGUUGAAGACUUCUCCAAUGCGUGUAGGUGGUGAGGUUGAUGAGUCUGCAGAGACUUUGCUUCUUGCUAUUGCGCAAGAUGAAAACUCGAAUAUAUUGCCAGUUGCGUUUGCACUUGUUGAGUGGGAGAAUGCUGAGUCGUGGACUUUUUUCUUAUCCCACUUGCGUCAACAUGUGACCCCACAGGAAGGGGUUCUGGUGAUCUCUGACAGAUACAACGACAUUAAGGCUGCACUAGAGGCACCAGAGAGUGCUAAUUUUGCUCUCAGCUUCAAGGGUCAGGAUGCAAGGCGGAUGCUCGUGAAUGCGGCGUAUGCCAAGACUGAGGCCGAGUUUGACUACUGGUUUGAUAUUAUGAGGACUGAGAAUUCGGCCAUGUGUAAUUGGGCCAACCGACUGGAGUACGAUAAGUGGACCCAACACCAGGAUGGAGGCAGACGGUUCGGCCACAUGACGACGAACAUAUCCGAGUGUGUUAACUCUGUACUGAUGGGGACACGGAAUCUGCCGGUGCUGGUCAAGGCGAUCGAGCGCAACCUGAAAGAUGUGAGGUGCUUCACAGUUACUCUAUUCGACAGACAUCAGGCUGAGUAUACUGUGGCUGAGACAACUCCUACCGAUAACUUCUCGCUUGGGACGUAUCAGGUUUUCCUCAGAGAUCGCACUUGUGACUGCGGGUACUUUCAAACUCUCCAUUACCCGUGCUGCCAUGCGAUUGCAUGCUGUGCUCAGUCCCGGUUAGACUGGGCUAUGUAUGUCCAUGAGGUUUAUACCAUGAGUAAGGUGUUUAGCGUAUACCGGAUGGGAUUUUUGCCCCCUAUUCCAGAGGGUCUGUGGCCACUGAACGCUGGUCUUACUAUCGUUCCUAAUCCUAACAUGAGACGUGCCAGAGAAGGGCAAUUGAGGUCAACAAGAAUCCGUAACACCAUGGAUGAGGCCGAUACUAGUCAGUCGAAGCGAUGUGGGCUAUGCAGACAGACAGGACACACUCGCAGGACUUGUCCUCAGCGAGGAUCCGCCCCCAGUGUUGAGGCAUAUGUGUCAUUAGGUCGUCAUGAUUAG
Arachis duranensis is the source of this 1080-nucleotide messenger RNA. RefSeq lists its product as uncharacterized. Bases 1 to 1080 code for a protein of 359 amino acids. The record is from RefSeq and is a predicted model, not a curated record. NCBI's taxonomy places the organism in Eukaryota, Viridiplantae, Streptophyta, Magnoliopsida, Fabales, Fabaceae. The transcript is spliced from 4 exons. Gene Ontology annotation, molecular function: zinc ion binding; nucleic acid binding.